CGCAAGCCCCGCCUCCAUCUUAUCCGCUCAUGGAACCGUGGCAGGGGGGCAUCACCGCCGCCAUCACGAGCGGGAGGACUCCUUGGAGCCCGCGCCGGUCUUCACGUCGUGCGGCCGCCCUCGCUAGAAGCUGGUCUUCAAGGCUCGCCGGCCCUCCAUCCUCAGCAGCGCCGCGGCAGGGGGGCGUCGCCGCUGCCAUCGCGAGUUGGGACGACUUCCUAGAGCCCGCUCCGGUCUUCUCGUCGGGCGGCCGCCCUCGCGAGAACCCGCUCUUCUCAGCCCGGCGGCCCUCCAUCCUCAGCGGUGCCGCGGCAAGGGGUAUCUUCGAGGUCCUCCCGCGACGCUCUCCUAGUCGUGCGGCUGCCCCAGAGCUGCUCCGCGGCGAUGGGUCCGCCGAGGGGAACCCCUGCCCGUGCGCCUGCUACUGCUGCAUGGUGGCGCCCCACUGCCCGGUGAGGAAGUAGGUGCAGCGGUGCGAGGACACGUCUGUCCUGAUCACCACGUACGAGGGCCAGCACAACCACCAUCUCCCGCCGGCGGCCACGGCCAUGGCGUCCACGACCUCCGCCGUGGCGGCCAUGCUCACCUCGGGCUCCACCUCCUCCUUCCCGGCCUCGCUCGCCCACGGCCAUCACCUCGCGCUCGCGGCCACCGGGCUGCUCGGCCCGACCACCAUGGUCUCCACCGCCGAGUCAUGCCCCACCAUCACGCUCCACCUCACGACUGCGGCGGCGCCGCACUCCAUCAUGCACCCCUCGUCCUUACGAGUCUAAGGCGGUCCCGGUAGCUUGGAGCAGCGGGUACCUGGCAUACGGCGCUGCACCUCUGUCCUACUACGGCAAGAGCCCGCCGGCGCUGGGGCACCUAUUCGGCGGCGGCAUGGGCGGGUCGUCGAGGCUGGAGCAGCUGUACGCCGCACAGAUGUACCUGCAGAGGACGAGCAGCCUCGGGGGCGGCCAUGGCACGGCGGCGCCGGCCGUCACGGACACUCUCGCGAAGGCAAUCACGUCAGACCCGUGCUUCAGCCUACAGGGUUUUUUUUUCUAUAACGCUGGAAGAAGUGACCCUAGAAGGGAAGGGAAGGGCAAACAAGUCUUUUCCUAUUGUUAGUCCGAUGUUUUGACGGCGUUACUAACGGUGUGGAUGUGGAGUUUGGAUGAAGGAUGUAACUGAAGCGGAGAAUAUAGUUCGAGGACUAAAUUGGCCCAAACAAAAAUACAGAGACGAACUUGACCCUUUCCUAAGAGUUCGGGGACGAUUUUAGCUAUUUUGCCUUUUGUUUAGCUACAUUUAAUACUUCAUGCAUGUGUUCAAAGAUUCGAUGUGAUGUGACUCUUGUAAAGUUUUGGAAUUUUGAAAGCAACUAAGGGCUAGGUGUAGCUUUUCUAGAUCGUUCCUCCACGAGAAAAAGAGCACUUUCUGUAGACCGUAGGGAAGUAGCGAUAAAAGAAAAAUAGCUCAAAGCAAGCAGGA
Panicum virgatum (switchgrass) is the source of this 1473-nucleotide messenger RNA. RefSeq names its product WRKY transcription factor 6-like. NCBI's taxonomy places the organism in Eukaryota, Viridiplantae, Streptophyta, Magnoliopsida, Poales, Poaceae. The record is from RefSeq and is a predicted model, not a curated record. Gene Ontology annotation, biological process: regulation of DNA-templated transcription. Gene Ontology annotation, molecular function: DNA-binding transcription factor activity; sequence-specific DNA binding.